Messenger RNA from Penicillium atrosanguineum, 2073 nucleotides. RefSeq lists its product as uncharacterized. The coding region runs from base 1 to 2073 and encodes 690 amino acids. The transcript has a single exon. The record is from RefSeq and is a predicted model, not a curated record. Lineage: Eukaryota; Fungi; Ascomycota; Eurotiomycetes; Eurotiales; Aspergillaceae.
AUGACUACUCUACACGAGGCCCUCCAGUGCCUCAAACCGACGUCAUGGGAGGAAGUGCCCCAUUCCCCCCAGGAGCUACGAGGAUACAUACGCGACAUCUUCAAACAGGGUCGUCUGGUAGCAGAGUCUCUCCCAGACCCCCCGCAGUACGAGCACGAGGAACAAUAUGGCGUGGAAUCAGAGACCGCAGAGCCCAGGCGGCGAGUCAUUCCAUCGUCCGUCCGAGUGGGGGAAACGGAUCCCGAUAUUACAUCGCUGCAGAAGCAGUGGGGAAAGCCUAUUAAAAUGGGCGGUGCGAAAGAUAACCCGCUCGGUGUACACGUGUGGAAGUUAAAUGCGAACGAUAAUGGUGGACAGUGGUUUGGAAGACGCAGUGUGCACGAGGGUUUGCCCUUUACACGAUGGCAGGAGAAGCUUUCUUCCGAGUACGAUGAGACACUGAAGGUUAAUCGGAAGAAGAUCGAGAAGGGACAAACCCCUGACCAUAGUAUCCGUGGUAUCGGUGCUGAGGAGAAGGUUGAGAGUGUGGAGGUUUUGGAUGAUGAUGGCUCGGUUAUGGGCCAGGUCACGCUUUACCAUGUCUCUGCACAGUUCCCUAAGCCGACUGCCCCUCGGGACUUCGUAACUCUGAUCAUUACGUCUGAGCAUGGGCUGCGGAUAGGCGGGACGAAACAGCAGGGUCGGAGCUGGAUGAUGAUUUCCAAGCCUUGCGAACAUCCUGAUAUUCCGCAUAAGGCUGGUUACACUCGAGGAGAGUAUGAGUCUGUCGAGCUUGUCCGGGAGAUUCCUAAGCAAGACAUCGAGAGCUCAUCUGGCUCGGUUAGCUCUGAGAAGAAACCACAGAAGCAGAGCAGCUCUGACGAGUCCAAGGCCCAGAGCCCAGAUGCUGAUGGUACUUCAGACGACGAGGAUACGAACCCAGUCGAAUGGAUUAUGGUGACCCGAAGCGAUCCUGGAGGCAAUAUUCCCAAAUGGAUGGUCAACAAGGGCACUCCGGGAAGCGUCGGGGCAGAUGCAGCCAAGUUCCUCACCUGGGCAAUUAAAGAUGCGAAUGCUCCAAACAAGAACAGCACCCAGGGCGACCCGGCCGACGAUGAACAUUCCGAAGAAGAAGAAGAAGAAGAAGAAGAUAAUACCGACUUGACAGACACAGACGCCCAGUCUCAUCAUGGCUUGAUAGCCAGUGUGACAGGCUUACUCAACACCGGCAUUGAACGAUAUGCACCUCAAGCAUUCCUCGACUAUAUCCCGCAUCAUCACGACAUACCAGGCUCUUUCCCACAAGCAGAUGCCGAUGAUUCCGUAUCUCAAAGCACUAAAGCCUCAAGCAACAAACACGACCGCAGCGCCGAUUACUUAGACCCAGACCAGGCCUCUUUCUCCUCUACCCGCUCCGAAGGAGUCACACCAGUAAUGGACCUUGGACCGAAUCACCUUCCCCCAAAAGAACUGAUGGAAAUGACAAAAGACGGCAAAUUAAGCUCGCACGAGAAAGAACUCGCAAAACUAGCCCUCCGCAAACGCGAAAUCGAUGCCAAACUCGACUCAAUCCGCGCCGAGCUAGAUAAGUCUCAGGUCCCAUCGCAAAGCAUCCUGGCACCACCACCAAAAGGCCUCGUCAAUGAUGUCGACAGUGACACAAGCGGCAUGCUCAAACGCGCAGCUGAGAAUCGAUCCUCUACCCCGGCUAGCAGCCACCGAGGUGGAGAUAGUAGUGAGGGCCAGUCAUCACAGACCCAAACGCCUGAGCCGCCGGCGCAUGUGCACAAGGCUGCCUUGCAGCUUUUACACGAGGAGUCUAAGCUUCUGAAACAGCUUCGCAAGAUCGAGGGUAGCCAGAUCAAGAUUGCUUCGAAGAUUGAAGCGAAGCAGAAGAAAGUGGCUGAGCGUUCAGAGAAGUCGAAGUCUAAGUCUGAGGUUGAGAGUUUGAGAAGUGAAGUCAAAGACUUGAAGAAGGAGGUUGGCAGGCUGCGUGCGGAGAGACAAAAAUGGGUGGAUCUUGUUGCUACGUUGCAGGCCGAGAAUACGAAGUUGGCCGCGGCGAGCACCGAGAGUAGAUCUGGGAAAGCUUAA